Molecule: messenger RNA, 1659 nt
Organism: Penicillium alfredii
Lineage: Eukaryota; Fungi; Ascomycota; Eurotiomycetes; Eurotiales; Aspergillaceae
Product: fatty acid desaturase
Exons: 3
Coding region: 1-1659 (552 amino acids)
Biological process (GO): lipid metabolic process
Cellular component (GO): membrane
Molecular function (GO): oxidoreductase activity, acting on paired donors, with oxidation of a pair of donors resulting in the reduction of molecular oxygen to two molecules of water
Source: RefSeq, a predicted model, not a curated record
AUGUCUAAAGCCGUACCCCGACCGUCCCAAAGGGACACAGUUCUGAGUCGGCGACAAAUCGAAGGCCUCAUUGCCGAGGGGAGACAUGUCAUUAUUUUCGAAGGCCGAGUCCUGAAAGUGGACGCCUGGAUCAAAUUCCACCCCGGAGGGGACAAGUCAAUCCAGCACAUGGUGGGCAGGGAUGCAACAGAUGAGAUCAAUGCAUUGCACUCUCAGGAAGCCCGCCAACGCAUGCCCUCAUUUCAGAUCGGACGGAUUGAAGGAACGUGGAUCAAUUUCCUGCCCCCGAUCCAGGGCGGCAAGUUCCGCCCUUAUACUGAAGAGACGUGUUCGAGCGAGGAGGAUUUGACAAGUCAAGAGAGUUCCAGCCAAGAGGGAUCCCUACCCCCAUCCCCGAUAUUUGAUGCCGUCGACGAAUUCCGCAUCAGGCAUCGAUACCGCGGCUUCGACUCCCCGAACCAAGAAUUCCAGCCAAAGCCUUUCUUCUUGGAUGCCCGAACUCAGGAACAAAUCGUUUUUGAUACCGCCAAGUACCCGUCGUUGGACAUCGCGUGCCAGGAGGAUAUCAAGCACAAAUACCGGAAGCUGAACGAGCGCAUACAGGCGGAAGGGCUCUACGACUGCAACUAUUUUGCCUAUUUUGUCGAAUGCUGUCGAUACACGCUAUUUGCGACGCUGUCAUACGGUUUUCUUCGCAUGGGCUGGUGGGCUACAUCGGCGUUUUGGCUCGGGUGUUUCUGGCACCAGCUUGUUUUUACGGCCCAUGAUGCCGGACACAUGGGCAUCACGCACAAUUUCCAUGUCGACAGUGUAAUUGGGAUCAUUAUUGCCGACUAUCUCGGGGGGUUGAGCUUGGGGUGGUGGAAACGAAACCACAAUGUGCACCACAUCGUGACCAACGCCCCGGAGCAUGACCCGGACAUUGAGCACAUGCCCUUCUUCGCCAUCUCGCAUCGUUUUCUCACGAGCCUGAGAAGCACCUACUACGAGCGCAUCAUGACAUUCGACGCCGUGGCCAAGUUCACCCUCAAGUUCCAGGACUACCUGUACUACCCCAUCAUGCUCUUCGCCCGCUUCAACCUCUACCGCCUGAGCUGGGAAUACCUGCUGAAGGGCCAGGCCCCCAAGAAGGGACCCGCCUGGUGGCACUUGUGGCUUGAAGUCGGCGGCCAGAUUUUCUUCUGGACCUGGUUCGGCUACGGUGUGCUGUACAAGUCUAUUCCGGACUGGAACAGUCGGUUUAUUUUCCUUCUGGUCUCCCACAUGGUCACCUCUCCACUCCAUGUUCAGAUCACGCUGUCUCACUUCGCCAUGUCGACCGCCGACCUGGGCAUCCACGAAUCCUUCCCGCAGAAGAUGCUCCGUACCACUAUGGACGUCGAUUGCCCGACCUGGCUCGAUUUCUUCCACGGCGGUCUGCAGUUCCAGGCUAUCCACCACCUCUACCCACGCAUGCCGCGCCACAACCUGCGUCGUGCACAGAAUUUUAUCCUGGACUUCUGUCGCGAAACUGGCAUCCCUUAUGCCAUCUUUACUUUCUAUGACGGGAAUAAGGAGGUCAUCAGCAGGCUCGGUGAUGUGGCAAAGCAGGUUCGCAUCUUGGAAGAGUGCCGCAAGUCCAUUGCGGAGCACGGGGUUUUCUCUGAUCAUCAUCACUGA